GCUUCCGCACCGCCCCCUGCCACUGCUGUUUUUUAGCGACGUGCUUGCAUUUUCCGUCCGUACCCCAGGGACGAUGAAUCUGAUGGCGAGCGGAUACCCGAGGCAGCGCAUACUCGAGGCAACGGAUGACCCUGCGUUCCCCAUUCCUCGGGAGAUCGACGAGAAGCACGAGGAUGCCAAGGACGCGGAGACGAGGACAUACAUCACACGACGGGGGGGGGACUUUGAUGAGAUGAUGGGGGGAGACGAGGAUUGUUGGGGCCCUUUCGGGGAGGUGGCUUCCACAGAUGAUGUGCGUGAUGAGAGAGUGGGGGGAUCUCAUGCACGCAGUAGCCGCGCAGAGGCGGGGAUCACGACUCCUACCACGACGAGGCCUCAGUCGUCCAUUCCCCCACCUCCUGCUCCGAGUUCGGCACCUACUCCUGCUCCGAGUUCGGCACCACCUCCUGCUUCGAGUCCUUCGCCACCUCCUGCUCAGAGUCCGGUGCCAUCUCCCCCUUCGAGUUCUCCGCCAGCUCCUGUUCCAUGUCCUCUGCCACAUACUACUACGAGUCCUGCACCACCUCUUGCUCCGAGUCCUGCGCCACUUCCAACUCCGGGUCCUGUAUCACCAUCGCCCGUUUCGCCACUUCAGACGCCCGCUACAGAGGUGGAGACGCAGAAGUUGGCAUCCUCCUUGCCUCAACACGGUCUUCUGCACAGAUCUACGGCGAUUCGCCGGCUGAGGUUACGAUCACCUUCCCCGGGGGUUUUGCAGGAGGAGGUUGGACAUCGUGCCACUUCGACGGACAUGGGGGGGCCAGCCGUACCGGAGGUGGAGGUGACAGCAGCGCCAGCGGUGGAGGCGGAGGUAGCCAUAGCGGAGGAGGUACGAGCAGUGGCAACGAGGGAAGAGGAGGUGCGAGCUGGAGUUGCUAUGGCUGGACAGGGGCAAGACGGGGGGACGGGCGACUCACGGGCCGUAGUUCAUGACACAGCGUCGGGUCAGGUUGUCCUGUUCUCGGGCCUGCAGUUGGCCGAGGCCCGACAGUCGCAGCCGACUGAGGUGGUAGUGCAUGAUGUGCCACCUGUUGUUUUCACGGACUUGAAGUCCGAGCCGUUGGUUGUGCGUCCACGUCCUAGACGCCCGGCUCCGCAGGAGGUUCAUUGUCCAUUGGAUGCAGAGGAGUUGGCGGCGGGCGCUGUGCUCGAUGUUACUCGAUUGGACUGGCAGAUAUUUGACCAGAAACUCACCCAUCCACAGUGGCAGACGAUCCCUUUCGUUCCAUGGGCCCCUGCGUCGCCAGUGUGGUUCGGGUCCACCUCCAUCGGAGGACGCAGCAGGGUAAAUGUUCUUAGGGCUGAUGGGGGCAUGCAGGAGAGAGCAUCAGGUUGUAAGCCGCUGCGAGGUUGCGAUGGAGGAGUGUCUACAGAGACCUUGGACGAUGCUUUGAAAGCAGCGACGCGUGUUGUGCAUGACCAGACUCCAGACAAGCGUGGAGUGCCUCGUCCACGCCUCAUGCCUGCACAUGGAGGCGCUGCACUUGGAGAGUCUUCGGGGGCGGAGGGGUUGGGGAUGCCUCGUGGAUUCCGCCGUCAGCAGGCGGUCGCACAAGCUAGUGCGAGGGUUGUUGUGUUGAGGACAGGAGGCGACCCUGUCACCAUCGAGGAGGAUGAUCCUGAGAUGACACCAGUAGCGCGGGAGGAUGAUGAGGACUAUGAGGGUGAGGAGGGUGGUGAGGAGGAGAGUGAGAGCGGUGAUGGCGAUGCCGCCGACGACGACGAGGAUGAGUCCCCACCCCCCCCAUCGACGCGUGCUUCGAGACGUGUUGCGCAUACGUCUUCAUCCACACGAGGGAAGAGGAGACGGGCAUCCGGCAGUCGAGGGGGCACGAGCAGACGAGAAAUAGGAAGGAUGGAGGGCUAAGGCAUGAGUAUCGGCGCCUAGGGGCCUUUCGUUCCAUGGGCCCCUGAAAACG
Messenger RNA from Chara braunii, 1958 nucleotides. The record is from the annotation of a GenBank genome assembly. NCBI's taxonomy places the organism in Eukaryota, Viridiplantae, Streptophyta, Charophyceae, Charales, Characeae.